AUGGCUGAAUCCUGGCGUGACAUCGUGGCCGAUGGCCCCGUCCCCAGCGGCCGGCAUGAGGGUGUUUGGCCCCUGGACGAGCACAACGUCCGGCUACUGGAUGCAGUGCACCCGCGCAGUUGGCCCGCACCUUCCGCAGAGGGCGUGAUCUACGACCUCGUGGCUGUGGGCGCCGGUGCCGGUGGCCUAGUCUCGGCGAAGCAGUCGGCGCGCCGCGGUGCCCGGAGUGCCCUCAUCGAGCAGCACCUGGCCGGCGGGGACUGUUUGAACGUCGGCUGCGUCCCCUCCAAGGCGCUCCUGCGAUGUGCGCGGGCCGUGGCCGAAGCACGCAGGACGGAUUUGGGCUUCCUUGGCGAGUCGCAGGUACAGGCGCACUUCGCGAAGGUCAUGGAACGCAUGCGAAAGCUUCGGGCAGACAUCGCUCCAGUCGAUUCGCACGAGACAUCCAAAGCAGUAGGCGUCGAUGUCUACAUGGGCACUGCCACCUUCACUGGGAAGCACGAACUGGAAGUUGGAGGCAAGACGCUGCGCUUUCGCAAAGCUGUCAUUGCCACGGGCGGUAGGGCCAAAGUGCCCCCAAUUCCAGGUUUGGAUCAAGUGCCCUACCUCACGAACGCGUCGUUGUUCAAUCUGUGCGAGCUUCCUCCGAGGUUGGUCGUGGUGGGUGCAGGGCCGAUUAGCCUAGAGAUGGCCCAGGCGUUUCAACGAUUUGGGAGUGAAGUGACGGUUUUAGAAGUCGCACCCCAAAUCAUGGGCUUGGAAGAUGACGAUGCUGCCAAGUUGCUGCGCGAAGUACUGGAGGAAGAGGGCAUUCGAAUUCACACUGGAUGCAAGAUCUCCGGCAUGUCCUCAACUUCAGCCCAAGCACCAAAACAGGGGUGGCCGGAGAUUCGCAUCAACAUCUCUGUAGACGGUGUGGACAGCACUGUGGUCGGCGAUGCCCUUCUUAUCGCUGCUGGCAGAGUGCCCAACGUGGAGGGCCUGGGUCUCGAGGCUGCGGGUGUGGAGUACACCCCUGGCGUCGGCAUCAAGGUCAACGACGACCUGACGACCUCCAACCCCGACAUCCUCGCCAUCGGCGAUGUCAUCGAGCGGCCGGACACGCGAUUCACUCACAUGUCGGGCACCAUGGCCGGUAUGGCCGUCCAGACUGCCUUGUUCCCUGACAAAGGCCUGCCAGUCAAUGCUCCAUCAAGGAAACUCUCGGAAAUCGUGGUUCCGCGGUGCACGUACACCGAGCCGGAGGUCGCUUCCUGCGGCGUCUCCAACGAGAAGAUCGCAGCGAAGCAGGGCCUCGACGUGGAGGUUUACAUGUCCGGCCUGCAGCAUAACGACCGCGCCAUCCUAGAGGGUUCCACCAGAGGGUUGGUGAAGAUUCUGUGCCGCCGGGGCACGGAGGAGAUCGUUGGAGCUACCGUUGUAUCGGAGGGCGCUGGGGAGAUGUUGGCGGAGCUCACGCUGGCGGCUCAGAACGGCUUGGGCUUGUCGCAAGUUGCCAGAACCGUGCACCCAUACCCGACGAUGGGAGAAGCCAUCCAGCAAUGUGCCUUGAACUACAACCGUGCCCGUUGGGCUAAGUUGGAGAAGGAGGCUCGUGUGUGCUCAUCGGAGGUCUCGUGGCUAUUGUUUUGUUCUGGUUUCGGGUUGAGGGUUCGUCUUCAAGGCUUUAAGGCGUCAUACGGGUUUAGGGGCAGGGUUCUUAGGGCUGAGUGGUUUUUGGGUCAAGGUUGGCGGAUUCGCGCUUGGGCUCAUAAUUCUUGCUUUUGUUACUGUCAGAAUGUGAUAGGUUGCCCCGUUGAUUCAGCCGCCUGCGAAUUAUUGAAUUGCCAAGCAGCUGAAGAAGGCUUUGCCAAGCCGAGGGCCCGACGAAGUGUUCAAUACGUUCAUCCUCAAGUCAGCAGCCACGCCUACAACAAAUUUAGGGAAACUUUGGUUCAGCAGAAUGUUUUACCCAGGAAUUUCUCAACAGAAAGUAAGGUUUGCGGCAAUCUUGUCUGUCCCGCGGACCGCCUGUAA
This is a messenger RNA of Symbiodinium sp. CCMP2592, 2016 nucleotides long. NCBI's taxonomy places the organism in Eukaryota, Dinophyceae, Suessiales, Symbiodiniaceae. The record is from the annotation of a GenBank genome assembly.